Messenger RNA from Triticum aestivum (bread wheat), 2457 nucleotides. RefSeq lists its product as uncharacterized. The record is from RefSeq and is a predicted model, not a curated record. Bases 16 to 2181 code for a protein of 721 amino acids. Gene Ontology annotation, molecular function: protein binding. NCBI's taxonomy places the organism in Eukaryota, Viridiplantae, Streptophyta, Magnoliopsida, Poales, Poaceae. The transcript has 3 exons.
AAAGAACCUAGCGUGAUGGCCAAGGCCAAGGCGCCGCAGCCGCCAUGGGUGGUCCAGUUCAACGGCACGAGCAAACCCGUCCUCGUCGCGCCCUUCGACGGAUGCCGCCGCUGCGACGAGACGCCGGUCAUGCCGGCGCUCGAAGGGAAACGAUGCCUCGGCCUCGACGGAGACUGGUCGCUCAUGCUCGACGAGGUCACCAACGGGUGCUCCCUCGUCAACUUCGCUAAUACCUCGCCGUCGACGCCCACGAUAGUCGCUCUCCCGCCUUUGCCGGAGGACGUGCCCGCUUUAUACUUAUGGUUCGGCUGCGCGCUCUCCGCGCAAACCCCGCCCGAUUGCACCGUUUUUUUGGAUUUCGUCAGGGACAAGUCCCUUCUCUACUGCCGCCCUGGUGAUCCCGAGUGGUCCCGCCUCCCUGUGGAGCUCGCCGAGGUGAACGACAAUUUCGACGGCCCCAUAACCGCUGGCUACGAGGGGAAGGUGUAUGCGACAACCAUGGCGUCCCUGGUGGCCAUCGACGCAUCCGCCCCGAUACCAUCAGUCAUAAGGACGGACAUGAGACCCCCGCCACGGUGCCCCGUGCACGCCGGUUACAAGUGCUACCCGGUGCCGUGUCCUGGCGGCGAGCUCUUUUUGGUGCGGUGCUGCAUCUUUGGCGACCCGGACGUGGUGGAUCUCAAGGUUUUCCUAUGGAAUCAGGAGGAUAAUGCGUGGGGAACAGUCCAAACCAUCGGGGAUAGAACAUUUUUUGUGGGCAGGUGCACUUUCGCUGUUGGGGCGGUUGAAGCAGGAACCCAACCCAACUGCAUCCAUGUGCUACGUAAAGUUUGCGAUGAAUUUGUUAUCUACACCGUGUCUCUGGAUGAUAUGACCAUCGGGCUCCAUAUAGUUGAGGGAUGUGAUUGUGAUGAUGAUGAUGAGGACCAUGUAUUCUGGACUCUUCCCACGAGCUUCGGAUUGAAAGUUGUACAAGCCAUCGAUACUAUUGACGAUGUCUCCGAUGAGGUGAUACAAAGAACAAUUGAACAUUGUUUGGGAGAGCAAGAAAAGGAGGACAUGAUGAUGCUUAACACGACCUCUCGAGAGGAGAGACAGUGGUGUGACCUCCAUACCGACUUGUUGCGGCUACUAGUAUCCAAGAUUUCAUUCAUCGAUUUCCUACAUCUGAAAGCUGUCUGCAAGCGGUGGAACUCCAUUGAAAGCCCGAUACACCAUGCAAAAGGGUUGCCAUUGCUCAUGACACCCCGCCUAGCAGGAAGGACAAAAGAUGAUAUUCUCGAGGUCUUCGAUCCGAUGAGCGAGAAGAAGUACAACAUCAGGGUAAACAUCCCUACUUCAUGUCUCCAAUCACAAGGUUCGCAGUUACUGCAUUUCACAAAGAAUGGCUGGGUCGUCGUGUCAAGAGGGGGUGACCAAAUGUACUUCCUAGUGAAUCCGUUCAAGAAUUACCCAGAUGGCGGCCAUGUGAUUGCUCUUCCAGUACUAGAUAUCAUUGGCCUCAAAGGAUUAUCGUUCUCUUCCAUGCCGGGUUCUCCGGACUUUGUGGUCCUCGCCGUGGGAGCCACGCCAGACUACAAAGUUGUCUUUAUUCAAACAUGGCGAAUAGGAGACAAAGAGUGGAAGGAAGAAAUCUUACGAAAUGUUGAUGUGCCGUUCUUCAUGGCAUCUCAUAGCCCCGUCUUCCUUGACGACAUCGUUUAUUUCCUAGACAUGAAUGGCAGGCUCGGAGUCGUGGACUUGAACGUGGAAAAGAUGGAGUGGAAGGUCCUUGACAAGCCAGAUCAACCGAUACGUGGAAGUGACUAUGUGUAUACAAUUGAGGAGUUGAACUAUAGCUAUCUAGCGGAGUGGAAAGGUGACCUAGUCGCCAUUAUCCGAGAAAACGGCAAUUUUGGGUUCAUCAGAGUACUUAAGCUUGAUUGGUCUAGGAUGGUUUGGAUGGAUUUGGAAGAGUUGGAGGAUGCUGCCGUGUUUCGGGAUAGAAGCAAUGCUCUAAUUGCAAGGCCAGCUUGCGGAAGAGAUUUAUGCAACAAGGUGUACUUUCCGAGCUGUACUAAGACUGACGAUGGUGGGCAGGCCUACUACUGCUUAAAAGAGCAAGAUUACUACCCUUUCUUUUGUGCCAAUGAGCCGAUGAAUGCCAUAUGGUUCGAGCCAAACUUGAAGGACGUACUUUAGGUGCCCCGAUUAGACCAUGAAUCCCAUAUGCUGAAGAGUUCUCCUUUUUUUUCUUUUUUUUUGAGGGGUGCUGAAGAGUUCUCCUUUGUUAUCUGCAACAAAAAGGGGGAACAAAACUUUUGAGCAUUGUCCAUAUUUUUAUGUGAUGUAAAUUUUUAAACUAGGCUAUCACCUAUUUCCGUUAAUCUAGAUCAACAGUGCAUUUUUUAUUUUAUACUUUCUGGUGGUUCAAUACCAAUGGUGUCAAACAUAUAAUUUAUCCUUAUGCACAUGGCA